This is a messenger RNA of Gopherus evgoodei (Goodes thornscrub tortoise), 1605 nucleotides long. Its product is annotated as ecto-ADP-ribosyltransferase 5-like. The record is from RefSeq and is a predicted model, not a curated record. The coding region runs from base 277 to 1089 and encodes 270 amino acids. The transcript has 4 exons. Gene Ontology annotation, molecular function: NAD+ poly-ADP-ribosyltransferase activity; NAD+-protein-arginine ADP-ribosyltransferase activity. NCBI's taxonomy places the organism in Eukaryota, Metazoa, Chordata, Testudines, Testudinidae.
GGUGUCUGUAUGAUCCGCCCCAGACACUGGCAUGUCCUGGGCAGCGCUGGCUGGGCUUCCGGGUGUAAUCUGGGCAAUGUGGUCUCUCGCUCCUGCGACAAACAGAAGACUGUGAAAGGCAGCGAGGUGGUUUCCUGUCUGAGGGUGGGGAAGGAGUUAGUAGACUCACAGGAACAGUCUCUGCAGGUUCAGCACAGUAUAAGAGAGUGAGUUCCUUGGUCUGAGUUUCACUCUGAGCUUCCCAGGGCCAUCCAGCCUUUGGACCUGCAGGUGAAGAUGACAUUUUUGCUGAUCACCGUGACUUACCUUUGCGCUCACACAUUGAUGGACAUCCCUCAGGUGAAUUGCCAGCCGGUGCUGGACAUGGCAUACGAUGCUUUUGAUGACCAGUAUAUCGGCUGCACAGAAGUAAUGGAAAAUAUAAUCAAGUCUAAACUGCUGCGGCAAGAGAAAUCAACGCACAAGGUGUUUAGCAAAAGCUGGGAAGCUGCGAAAAAACAAUGGAAUAAUAAGAAGAAAAAUCUCUCUCUGCCUAUAGGAUUUAAGGAUGAGAAUGGAAUAGCAGUCCUGGCCUAUACCAGCGGAGGUAAGAUACCUUUGUACCAGGAAUUCAACAAAGCUGUGAGAGAGGCUGGUAAAUCCCGAGCUUAUUAUCUCAAACAUUUCCCAUUCAAAGCCCUUCAUUUUUAUUUGACCAGAGCGUUGCAGCUCCUGAAGGGAGACUGUGCUAAGAUGUACGAGCUGGAGGUGUACCGGGGAGUCCAUUCUCUCCACUACAAACCCAAUGACAUAGGUGACAUGGUCCGAUUUGGGACAUUUACUUCGUCAUCUUCAGACUGGGACGUAGCUCAGAGAUUUGGCUCGGCCACAUUCUUCACCAUCCGGACGUGCUUCGGGGUCCCCAUCACAAACAUCUCUUAUAUCCCAGAUGAGGAAGAAGUGCUGAUUCCAGUCUAUGAGAGAUUUAGGGUGUCCCACUUCAUCCAGGACAAGAACAGCAACAUGUUUGUCCUCCACAGCACAAACCGGACCUUCAGCCUUUACAACUGCGCCUACAUAGAAGGAAAGAAAGGGCGACGGUGGGCCUAGUGCUGCGAAGGAUUUCAGGCAGAAUCUGACAUCCGGAGCACUUCGGCCUGGAUAUGCUGAAGCAGAAACCAUGUGAAAUGUUGCUUUGCUCUUUUUCGGUCCCUUGUGCAGCCCACUUAUGUUCCAAUAUGCUAUUAAACAGCCAGGGCUUGAUGGGUAGUAAGCUGACCUUCCCCAGCUUGGGAACUUGCAGCCUGCCAAUGAUUUGUCAACACAUCACCACUAGAGGGCAUGGGAAAUCUUCCGCUGGAUUUGCUUUCUGCAUUUACAGACAAAGCCUCCUACUUGGUGGUAUUUACUAUGCGUCCAUCUCAUGUUAUAGUUCACUCUGAACCCCCGCUUUGUGUCAUCUGGGCUGCAGACAUGAGCAGCUGCUGUGCUGAGCUGAUGUUUGAUGCCACUUAUUUAAUAAAUUUGCUGUAAUUAAUGACACCCUUGUCAUUAACAGAUAGCUAAGGGUUAAUGUCUCUUUCACCUAUAAAAGGGUUAACAAGCAGUGACCUAAAACACCUGACC